AUGGCCGACCUCGUCUUCGAAUCAGACGACACAAACAAGCACGCGAGUGCGAUGGUGGCCCCAUUGAACAUCCAGAAGUCGCCCAAGCGGUCGCGGAGCACACGCCUCGGGCAUUCUCGACAAUCAUCGUCACGGGGAGGACAAUCAACCACAUCUCAGUCGCAUAUGUCCCCACCGCUAACGCCACGGUCCUCAAGAGACACACUUGCGGAGCAGCCGUCACAACCCCUCUUUCACAACUACCUGCGCGCCUUCUAUCACUUCCACCCCAGCUCCACAGUAUCGUCCUCGACCGAUGAAUCCUCUAUCACUGUACCUAUCAACCAGGGCGAUGUUAUCCUCGUGCACUCGGUCCACCCAAAUGGCUGGGCUGACGGAACCUUGUUGGCAUCCGGAGCUCGUGGAUGGCUGCCGACAAAUUACUGCGAACCCUACGAUCAUCCGACAAUACGGACACUGCUGAACGCGCUCACUAAUCUCUGGGACCUUGUCCGCGAUGGCGAAAACGGCGACUUGGUGGUCUUCAUGAAACAGGAUUAUAUAAGAACGCUGAUCGCUGGCGUUCGCUUCUUCCUGGAAAAAACAGACUGCCUGACCAGGGAGUCACCCCUCAUCGUAGCUCAUGUUGGUCUCCGACGAAUGCGCAAAGGGUUACUGGGCGACCUAUCUUCUCUCGUCAAGACCGCUAAGAAGUUGCAGGAGGUGCUGCAGACCAACGACUCACCUGGCCUGGUUUUUGGGCGCCUGGACGAACUCGUGCUCAAAGCAUUCAAGCUUGUGACUAGAGCUGUCCGAUUCCUUGAUAUAUGGGCGCAAGAUGCGGUGUCGCUGUCAUUUGACAUGGGGGAGGGCAAUAAUAGACCUCUGACCCCUCCGUCUGACUCCGCUGAUCUCGCCGUGCAACCGGCCGCAGCGUCGAAUCAAGACGACGCAGGCAGUGCGCCAGCGAAUGACGAUGCAGCUUCUGUAUCACAAGCGAGCGCAAUUGUAACGCGCGAGCCAUUGGACCACGAAGCAACGCAACCACGCAACCUCGCUCGUCUUUCGGUUGCUUUCUCGAUCCCUUCAGACUCUGACGCGCUCCAAUCACCUCUUUUCCCGCCCCAGGCCCAAGCUCUGGGGAAACGAUUAUCUGUUACGCACCGGCUGUCGUACACCGGAAAGUCUCAAAGCACGCGAAAACAUAACCUUGCCUCCGAGCGGCUGAAUGCUGCACACGAUUCUUUCUUGGGCUUUAUAGGCUCGUUCAUUGGGCUGCACCUGCAGUCGCGCUCGUCUGAAGAGCUUGCGUUGACUACACAAGAGUCAGUCAUAGCGUGCCGUAACCUCCUCGCAGUCGUCGAGGAAGUAUGGGAGCGCGAUUCUCGAAGAUCGGAACAACUGCAGCAGGCAAGAGAGAUGAUGUACACGCGACUCGCAGAACUCGUCCAGGCGACCAAAGACAUGUUCAGCAGCUUCGAGGCGGGGAUGGAUGACGAGGUGAUCAUGCCAGACCAGGGCAAACACCUUGUCGUUGCUGCCACGAGCUGUGUCCGGUCAGCUGGAGAAUGCGUUACCAAAGCAAGAUUGGUUAUCGAGCGCAUAGGGGACUUCGAGUUUGAAACCGACGAACAAGGCCUAUCUCACUCUGUCUUCGAUCAACUCGACCAAAACCGACCAAGUCUCGAUCAACCACAUGACGCGCCUCAACCCGAAGUAUCAAGUCAACCAGAACGAAUCGUAGAAACCGAGAAACCGCUCCCGCCGCCGCCAAUGGAGGAGCGUAAGCUGCCACCACCACUGGUCAUUUCGGACUCGAAACCACUUCCUGACGUCCCGCACUCAAGCUCAGCGAGCAAUCAGAACGCAGGUCUUCGGCCUCUUCAAAGCUCUACCGCCGAAAGCCCGGUCGCGACCUCGUUUCGGUUGUCCAUGUCUUCUCUGCCGCAAUCCCUGGUCCCAGGCGCCGUGCCACAGCUCCCCCAAUCGACUGCUUCGGAUUACUCCCCAAGUCCUGCUAGUGCGACACAGCGCUUCUUCGGAAAAUCAGCUAGAACUGACAGUGUAAAUGCGUCCGUAGCUGAUUCUAGUAGCACAUGCAGGUACAGCAUGCGCGGCGAGACUGCUAGCAUAGUAUCGCAGACCUCAACCAGAGCAACGACUCCCGAUCAGUCUCCUGCGAAGAAGCAUAGCGGUCAAACGCUCGUUAGUAGCUUUGGUAGCUCAUCAGAACUCCGCUCCGUCGCGAGCGAAGACGUCGAGGCGGUCGAAGAGCAUCUACUCGAAACGACAUACUCUCACGAACUACUCUAUAACAACAACGGUCAGGUCUCAGGAGGAUCUCUGCCAGCGUUGGUGGAGCAGUUGACCUUGCACGAUUCAACACCUGACACAAGCUUUGUCACCACGUUCUAUCUUACGUUCCGGUUGUUCACCACCCCGGUUGAAUUAUCGCAAUGUCUGAUCAGUCGGUUUGACCUCAUUGGCGACAGUCAGAGUGUGGGCAUUCCUGUCCGUCUGAGAAUCUAUAACGUCUUCAAGGGCUGGUUAGAAAGCCACUGGGUCGUUGAAUCUGACUCCGCGGCUCUCGGCAUCAUCUUUUCUUUUGCCACAGGAAAGCUCCGAUCGGCUCUGCCUGCCGCAGGCAAACGCCUUGCAGAAUUGACUUCCAAAGCCACCGAGAUCCGAGCUGGGGCUCUGGUGCCCCGCCUCACGUCCUCUUUGGGUAAGACCGGUGUCUCCGGCUCCGUGUUCAUUCCCGCCGACAACACAGCACCCAGUUCCAACAUCACCAGGAGUCAGCUGAACGCCCUGAAAGGGUGGAAAGACGGCAAGACGCAAUGUAGCAUUCUCGACUUCGAUCCACUGGAAGUGGCCAGGCAGUUCACCAUCAUCGAGUCAAAACUGUUCUGCACAAUACAGCCGGAGGAGCUGCUUGCCUCGGAAUGGAUGAAGAAAGGAGGGAAAGGCGUCAAUGUCAAGGCGAUGGCUACGCUCUCGAACGAUCUGACCAACCUGGUUACAGAUACGAUCCUACAUGUAGAGGACGCCAAGAGAAGAGCUAUUGUCAUUAAGCAAUGGGUGAAGAUUGCGACCAAAUGCGUAGAACUCGACAACUACGAUUCGCUGAUGGCAAUUCUCGCUUCGUUGAACACUACCACUGUGCUUCGGCUGAAGAGGACCUGGGAGCUGGUCUCUGGCAAAACGAAGGCGCGAUUCGAUGAGCUCAAAGCAGUCACUGACUUCAGCAAAAAUUACGCUGCCCUUCGUCAGCGUCUCCAUGACCACGUCGCACCCUGCAUCCCGUUUGUAGGCAUGUAUCUCACUGAUCUUACAUUCGUGGACGCCGGGAACGAGCCUACUCGUCCGCUACCGGGUGAUUCUGGAGCAGAAGGUCUUUCCGUUAUAAACUUCGAUAAACAUAUGAAGACCGCAAAAAUCAUUGGGCAGUUACAAUCCUUCCAAGUACCAUAUCGCCUGACAGCGGUACCGGAAAUGCAGGACUGGAUUGAAUCCCAAAUACAACGAAUGCACUUGAGCAAGGAAGCCAACCCCCAGAGCUUCCACAGACAGUCAUUGCUCUUGGAGCCUCGUGAGCCUCCUCGGGUGGUAAAAGCCGCCCCUCCUCCCAUCAACAAUGGUGCAACCCACACUGCGGCCGCCGACAAUCGCCCUGCACCCGAGGAUCGGUUCGGGAUGCUGAGUCUGUCCAACUACUUCACCAAUAACACCAAAGACCGGUAG
This is a messenger RNA of Paraphaeosphaeria sporulosa, 3723 nucleotides long. RefSeq names its product ras guanine-nucleotide exchange protein-like protein. Gene Ontology annotation, cellular component: plasma membrane. NCBI's taxonomy places the organism in Eukaryota, Fungi, Ascomycota, Dothideomycetes, Pleosporales, Didymosphaeriaceae. Gene Ontology annotation, biological process: positive regulation of GTPase activity; Ras protein signal transduction. The transcript is spliced from 2 exons. The record is from RefSeq and is a predicted model, not a curated record. Gene Ontology annotation, molecular function: guanyl-nucleotide exchange factor activity; protein binding. The coding region runs from base 1 to 3723 and encodes 1240 amino acids.